Messenger RNA from Dufourea novaeangliae, 2379 nucleotides. RefSeq names its product exostosin-1 (gene ttv). The transcript has 7 exons. NCBI's taxonomy places the organism in Eukaryota, Metazoa, Arthropoda, Insecta, Hymenoptera, Halictidae. Gene Ontology annotation, molecular function: glycosyltransferase activity. Gene Ontology annotation, cellular component: membrane. The record is from RefSeq and is a predicted model, not a curated record. The coding region runs from base 1 to 2136 and encodes 711 amino acids.
AUGCAAGCCAAGAAGCGCUAUUUAUUAUUAUUCGUAACAUGCGCGUUUCUUGGUUACUGUUACUUUGGUGGUUAUAGGUUAAAAAGUGAAAAGUGGACAGGCAGAUCUCAGUUGCCUUACGAGCGAUUGCCUUCAUAUUUAAGUCUAAAUGAAGAGUUCUAUGACAAGGAUUUAAGAACAUCAAAUGGAAAUUCCCUUAUGUCUCAACGUACAAAACAAUGCCGUAUGGAGACUUGUUUUGACUAUACCAGAUGCAAGCAAGGCUUCACAGUAUAUGUGUACCCAGUUGAGGAUGUGAUAAGCCCACUAUACCAAAAAAUAUUAAAUGUUAUUACGGAAUCAAGAUAUUACACAUCAGACCCAACUAGGGCAUGUAUAUUUGUAUUAGCUCUUGAUACAUUGGAUAGAGAUCCAUUGUCAACAGAAUUUGUACACAAUCUGCCUGCAAAAUUAAUGCGUUUACCUUACUGGAACAAUGGAAGAAAUCAUUUGAUAUUUAAUUUAUAUUCUGGUACAUGGCCUGAUUACGCAGAAGAUUCAUUGGCUUUUGAUUUAGGCUAUGCUAUGCUUGCAAAAGCUAGCAUGUCCAUAUUUAGACAUAGACCAAACUUUGAUGUGUCUAUACCAUUAUUUGGAAAACAACAUCCAGAACGUGGUGGAGAACAAGGUCAAGCUUUAGAAAAUAACUUUCCUAAUAAUAAAAAAUAUGUAGCAGCUUUCAAGGGUAAAAGAUACGUCCAUGGCAUAGGAUCUGAGACUAGAAAUGCUCUCUAUCAUUUACACAAUGGCAAGGACUUGGUCUUUGUCACAACUUGUCGUCAUGGCAAAGCAUGGAGAGAGUUUCAAGAUGAGCACUGUCAACAAGAUAAUCAGGAAUACGAUACGUACGAUUAUGAGAUUUUAUUGAUGAAUGCUACCUUCUGCUUGGUACCACGAGGAAGGAGACUUGGUAGUUUCCGUUUUUUAGAAGCUUUAAGGGCUGGAUGCAUUCCAGUUAUUCUAAGUAAUGGCUGGGCGCUUCCUUUUCACGAACGUAUUGAUUGGACACAAGCUGUUAUAUUUUCUGACGAAAGACUGUUACUUCAAAUUCCAGAUAUAGUACGGUCUGUGUCCAAUGUACAGAUACUUAAAUUACGGCAGCAGACGCAAUUCCUUUGGGAACGAUAUUUUUCCUCGAUUGAAAAAAUCGUAUUUACAAUAUUCGAGAACAUUCGCGAGCGUUUACCAUGGGAAGGUACUAGAGAAAAACUUGUUUGGAAUACUAGUCCUGGCGCAUUAGCGAUAUUACCGCAAUUCGCCGAUAGUCAACAAGAACUUCCGUUUUCAAAAAGCAAUCCGGGUAACACUUUCACUGCCAUCAUCUACUCGCAGUUAGGGUCUACUGCCGUACUUUAUCGUUUGCUUAAAAGCGUCGCGAAAAGUAAAUACCUAGAUAGGAUUAUACUAAUGUGGAAUUCGGAUAUUUCACUACCAAGGAGGCCACGUUGGCAAGGGAUCAAAGCGUCAAUACAUGUCAUCACGGUCGAUGGCAUAUCUCAACGUUUUUAUCCUCAUCCGUUAAUCAAAACUAGUGCCAUAUUAUCGCUGGACGAAGAUGCCACACUCAAUACUGACGAGAUUGAUUUUGCAUUUACGGUUUGGAAAUCGUUUCCUGAUCGAAUUGUUGGCUACCCAGCAAGAUCACAUUAUUGGGAUGACUCGAAGCGUUCGUGGGGUUACACAAGCAAAUGGACAAAUGAUUAUAGCAUAAUUCUAACUGGUGCCGCUUUUUACCAUCGUUAUUAUAAUACGUUAUACACCGAAUUAUUGAGCUCGACUCUUCACAAGACUGUCGAGCAAUCGCAAAAUUGCGAAGACAUACUUAUGAAUUUUUUAGUAAGUCAUGUCACUCGAAGACCACCAAUUAAAGUGACGCAACGGAAAUUGUAUAAAGAUACUACAGUGGCUGGAAUCAGAUCCCCUUGGAACGAUCCAGACCACUUUAUACAACGGCAAACGUGUAUGAAUACGUUUGUAGCCGUUUUCGGUUACAUGCCGUUGUUGCGAUCCAAUAUGAGGCUCGAUCCUGUUCUGUUUAAAGACUCUGUAAGCAACUUGCGCAAGAAGUAUAGGCAAAUUGAAUUAGUUAGUAAUUAGAAUUGUACGAGAUACAUUAUCAGUUACACAGUUUAUCUACCCUUGAAACGAGCAUCCUAUAUAGCCUCGGAACAUUUUGAAACGAUAGCGGCGCAACUUGCUGUUAGAGCCGCGGUUUUGCUCUCACGCGGGCGGCUAUUCCAAAUAUAUAGGGAACACUUACAUAAUUGUAAGUUAUAGGCCGCCGUGUUGUCGGUGGUCGUCGGGCAGCGAAUCAAGAAGGUCUUUCAUUCGCGAGGAAUG